Messenger RNA from Lactuca virosa, 638 nucleotides. The record is from the annotation of a GenBank genome assembly. NCBI's taxonomy places the organism in Eukaryota, Viridiplantae, Streptophyta, Magnoliopsida, Asterales, Asteraceae.
AUGAUACGAAAUGUUAUGGACAUGAAUGCCCUUUAUGGAGGUCUAAAUGCUGCAUUUUUAGAAGCAGGAAAGUCGGUUUGGGUGAUGAAUGUGGUCCCCACUAGGACUCGUAACACCCUCCCACUCAUACUUGAUCAGGGAUUCGCUGGCAUUUUGCAUGACUGGUGUGAACCUUUCCCAACAUACCCACGGACAUAUGACAUGGUUCAUGCAAAUGGGCUCCUUUCAAAUAUAAUUUUAGAGGGGUGUAGCUUGAAAACUCUACUUUUGGAGAUUGAUCGUAUUUUACGACCUGAGGGUUGGGUUGUACUUUCGGAUAAGGUGGGGCCUAUAGAGGAUGCACGAAUGAUUGCUACACAAAUACGAUGGGAAGCAAGGGUAAUUGAUCUUGAAAAUGGUAGUGAACAAAGGCUACUUGUUUGUCAAAAGCCAUUUGUAAGAAAAUGAGUUGAGUCUUUUUUUCACAAGUGAAGGUUUUAUAAAUCCCUAUAUACAUAGAUGAUGCAAGAAAUUUGUCAGUUGUAAUUGGGUUGUAUUAGUCGAUGAAAAAGGAAAGGAAGAUUGAGAUAUAAGGAAACACGAAUUGUAAGAUGUAGAUUAGAGAAAGUUUUGUUACCACGUUUUUUCUUUUACGUUUC